AUGCCCAUUCCUCUCAUUGUGGAGCUCACCGUUGUUCAACCAUUCUUCCAACCUCAUGCUGGCAAGAUACAUUUCCACUGGGGAUUAAUGCUAAUCCUUUCUCCUCCUCUGCUUUGCAGACGACACAUACACAGAGAGUUAUAUCAGCACUUUGUCAUUUCACCUAUAGAUUCUUUCAAGAAAACCCAGGGUAGCAAGGAAGCUACUAGCAUGGAACCACAUGAUGAGAUUGAGGAUCUGAUCAAGCAGCUCAACUCUAUGUCACUUGAGGAUCCUCAAGUUAUGUGGAUCAUUUUCCCACCACCUCCAAGAGCUGGUGCAGGAAUAGCCCCUGACUCAAAGGCCCCUAAUUUGAAUGGUAAUCCCAAUAAUGGUGCUGGAAGAGGAUUUGCUCAAAGGAGAGCUCCUUUGUGCACUCUCUUGUCAAAGAGCAUGUACUUGAUGAGCAAGAUGAGUUCAAAGUAG
Suillus subaureus is the source of this 465-nucleotide messenger RNA. RefSeq lists its product as uncharacterized. The coding region runs from base 1 to 465 and encodes 154 amino acids. The record is from RefSeq and is a predicted model, not a curated record. Lineage: Eukaryota; Fungi; Basidiomycota; Agaricomycetes; Boletales; Suillaceae. The transcript has 4 exons.